UUUUCUAACACUAGUGUAUCCUUCUCUUUAUAAAAACAAACACCCUCUUGUGUUUCUUUCAUUCAUCUACUCUCCACAAAAAAAAAAAAAUGAACAAUUUGAUUAGCUCUCUCGAACUCACAUCUCUCACACUUGAAGACCCGUGGCCUGCUUUCUAACCUAAAUUUCCUCGAGAAAAAAAAAAGAGAGCUAGAAUCUUAUCUUUUUUUCUUGGUUUCUUCAAAUUUUUUCUUAAACAAACGUUUUCAAAAAUCAUGGGUACCGGAGAAAAAACCCUGAAGAGCUUCCAGUUACAUCGCAAACAAACUGUCAAAGUCAAGGAUGUUCCAAAAGGGUGUUUAGCAAUCAAAGUGGGAUCUCAAGGAGAAGAGCAACAGAGAUUUAUUGUUCCUGUUUUGUAUUUUAAUCAUCCAUUGUUCAUGCAGCUGCUGAAAGAAGCAGAAGACGAGUAUGGAUUCGAUCAAAAGGGAACCAUCACAAUUCCUUGCCACGUGGAGGAGUUUCGUUACGUUCAAGCUUUGAUUGAUGGAGAGAGAUCGGUUUAUAAUGGUAACAACCAUCAUGGUGGCCGUGACCAGUAUCAUCAUCUUGUUGGAUGUUUCCGAGCAUGAUGAAUGAUGAUGAUGAUGAUGAUGAUGAUGAUGAUGAUAAAUUGAUGACUAGUGAUUUGUAUGUGUUCAAAUUUUAAUAUCUUUAUGGUUAAUCUUGUGGAGUUGUGGAGCCAAAACUGGCCUAACCCAUAAAAGGAAGUGAAUCUUUUUAGUUUUAUCGAUUUGUAGAAUCUUUGUUUUUCUGUAAUUUUAUGGAGUUUCAAGAUAAAAGAAAGUUAUUUGUUUCUGAUUUUA
Molecule: messenger RNA, 845 nt
Organism: Camelina sativa (false flax)
Lineage: Eukaryota; Viridiplantae; Streptophyta; Magnoliopsida; Brassicales; Brassicaceae
Product: auxin-responsive protein SAUR32
Biological process (GO): response to auxin
Source: RefSeq, a predicted model, not a curated record